GAGCAAAGCCAAGUUGUGACAACAAUGAGGGGAACACCAGGAUACAUGGCCCCUGAGUGGUUGAACUCGGUAAUCACAGAAAAGGUAGAUGUAUAUAGCUUUGGUAUUGUUGUUCUGGAAAUUUUAUGUGGUAGAAAAAAUGUUGAUCGAUCCCUGCCAGAAGAGGAUGGCCAUUUGGUAAGUGUUUUUAAGAGAAAGGCUGAGGAUGGUGAACUUCUGGAUCUAAUGGAUAAGUACAAUGAGGAGAUGCAAUCAAAUGCAGCAGAGGUAAUGGAGAUGAUGAAAGUUGCAGCAUGGUGUUUGCAAAAUGAAUAUGCCAAGAGACCUUCAAUGUCCAUUGUGGUGAAGUUCCUAGAGGGCAAAAUGGAUGGUGAAAAUGAGUGUGAUUUCUCAAAUCCACCAGUUCUGGCUGAAGUAGGAACCAUCGGACACCCAACGGAUACAGCUGCUUGGAUUUCAUCUAUUUUAUCUGGUCCAAGGUGAUGAUGACAUGGGGAAGAGAGGACAUAUAAUGCUUUAGCUCUUGGCUUCAUUUCUUCCUGCCAAUUGCUUCAAGUAUUUUGAGAAAGACUUGACCACCCGAUUAGCAUGUUCAGGAGUACAGACUGACUCUGAAAGGCUAAGUCCUUUCCUUGUGUCCUUUUCUGUCCAUUGGAAAAUUUUCAUUUUUUCUUUGUAGAGGGAUUAGUUGCAGUACUUUUGGUUCAUGUUGAUUCUUAGUUUAAUUUCUGCAAUGUACUAUUAGCUGCUUCAAAUUUGUGUUGCACCUCUAAUAAUUUAAUUCUAGGCAA
Rubroshorea leprosula is the source of this 791-nucleotide messenger RNA. Lineage: Eukaryota; Viridiplantae; Streptophyta; Magnoliopsida; Malvales; Dipterocarpaceae. The record is from the annotation of a GenBank genome assembly.